Clonostachys byssicola is the source of this 1686-nucleotide messenger RNA. NCBI's taxonomy places the organism in Eukaryota, Fungi, Ascomycota, Sordariomycetes, Hypocreales, Bionectriaceae. The record is from the annotation of a GenBank genome assembly.
AUGGCGACAAACAAGGAGAUAGACGUCCCUUCAGUGGGGGAACAAUCUAGUUCCCCCUCUGAGCAUGGUAGCGUCAAAUCCCCAGGCAAGACGGAAACCAACGUUAUUGAAACAUCACCGCGGUCUACAGCUCCUCCGCUCUCGACGACCGAGCCCAAGCGGAUGGAACUGGGAGAUAUUGUCCUACGGUUCUUGGGAAUUCGAAAAGGUCCUCGACACGAGAAAUACAAUCCCGAUGCUAUUGCCACUCAGCCAAGUAUCUGGGAUUCCGAAAAGAUUGAAGAACUCAAGGAGCUAUACAUUCACCCAAAAUGGGAGAAUUGGCCGGCGUUCGACCCAAACUUCCGCUGGACGUGGAAGGAGGAGACCGCAGUCCGGCACAAGGUUGAUUGGAAGAUCAUGGUCUGGGCCUGCGUCAUGUUCACGGCCCUCAACAUUGACCGAGGCAACAUCAAGAACGCCGUAUCUGAUAACAUGCUGGACGAUCUAGGCCUCACCAAGGCAGAUUAUAAUCUUGGACAAACUAUUUCUCGAGUUGGGUUUCUGGUUGCCGAGCUCCCCUCUCAGUUGAUAUCGAAACGCUACUAUUACUGGUAUACAGGGACCGCACUCCCCAUUCGACUAGCUUGGUUUUGGAUGUCCUCACAAAUUGCGGAUAUCUGUGUUGGGUUUGCCGCCGUCGGUCUGGUCUCUAUGCGUGGCAUACUCGGCUACGAAGGAUGGCGAUGGUUGUUUUUGAUUGAGGGCGCAUUUACCUUCCUGAUUGGUGUUCUUUCCUUCUUCCUCAUGCCUCAAUGUCCCACUAGGACCAAAAGUUGGUGGAAUCCGAAAGGAUAUUUUACUGAAAAGGAACAGAAAAUUAUUGUCAAUUCUGUUAUUCGAGAUGAUCCUCAGAAAGGAGGAAUGUACAACAGACAAGGUCUAUCCGUCAGGCAGAUUUGGGAAUGUGCCAAAGACUACGACAUGUGGCCCUUGUAUGUUCUGGGUUUGCUGUUCGGGCUGCCCAAGUACCCCGUGGACCAGUACCUCACCCUGUCCUUCCGCAGUUUGGGCUUCAACGUCAUUCACACCAACUUGCUCUCGAUUCCAUACAUUGUCGGAUCCAGCAUCACGAUGCUGCUCAUCACGGCUCUCAGUGAGCUUGUCAACAACAGAAGUUUUGUGGCGAUGGCGGAGGAUGCAUGGCUCUUGCCGUGCUUUAUAGCUUUGAUCGCUCUUCCGGAUCCUAUCAGUGCCUGGGCCUAUUUUGCCAUUUCGACCGUUCUCCUGUCGUUCCCAUACACGCACCCGAUUCAAGUUGCAUGGACAAGCAGAAACGCCGGAUCUGUACAAAAUAGAACGGUUUCCGCUUCCUCCCAGACUGCCUUUUUUAUUCGUGUUACUGACUAUACCACCAGGUUGUAUAACAUGUGGGUUCAAGUUAGUGGAAUGAUCGGUGCAAACAUCUAUCAAUCGAGCGACUCUCCGCGAUACUACAAGGCUAACAAAGGCCUGUUGGUGAUUUGCAUCUACCUCUGUUUCGUACAAUACCCGGGCACAUAUUUCUACUACCGCUGGAGAAACAAUCAAAAGGCGAAGAAGUGGGAUGCGAUGACUCCGGAUGAGCAACAUGAGUACAGAGCUACCACGACGGAUGUGGGAAACAAGAGGUAUGUUCUAUCUUUGCAUCUAUUGGUGGAUGGAUAG